AAUUUCUUGCCAUUCUUAACAGUGUUUUUACAGAUGUCAUCUUCAGCAUUUGAAGUGAAAGAUCAGAGUGGUAAAAUCUGCAUAAUAGCUAAUCUGUCAGCAUCCUUCUCAGUGAAAUACCCGACUAAGAGCCAGUAUAAGGUGGCAAACUUCACACUUGGACACAAUGCUCAUGUACUGGAAAAGGGAAGCACUUGUGGUACAGAGAAUGCUUCGACUCCUGUACUGGUGAUUGGUUUUGGAGAGGGACACUCGUUAAAAAUGAAUUUCACAAAGACCUCAGAGCAGUAUGGUGUUGACACGCUAAUGUUCCGUUACAAUUUGUCCGAUACAGCUACAUUCCCCAACUCAACUGGAGGAGAAAAGGAGGUUUCGCAAAAAACUGAUAUUCUGGCAGAAAUUGACACAAGAUACAGAUGUUUUAGUACCAACCAGAUUAAUAUGUUGAAUGUGACCAUAACACUUAGCAAUGUUACUCUUCAAGCAUAUCUUAUGAAUCAUACCUUAAGUAAAAAUGAAACUCUGUGUAAAAAAGAUUUGCCACUCUCUACUACUGCAGUCACGACAACCACUAGGCAGGCACCUACGACAAGCCAAGCACCAACAUCCCCUCCACAAAACCCAACGAUUGGAAAAUAUAAUGUGACUGGUAGAAAUGGGACCUGUGUACUUGCUAAUAUGGGGCUGCAACUUAAUGUCACGUAUUCAAGAAAAGAUGGAAAGACUGGAUUGGUUGUGCUGAAUUUUGAUCCUGUGAAUACAUCUUUCUCUGGGAGCUGUGACAAUUCUUCUGCCUUUCUGAACCUGAUUUUUGGGAAAACUAGACUUGUGUUCCAUUUUCUAUUGAAUACAAGUACCGACAAGUUUUUCCUGCAAGGUGUCAUUGUGAACACAACUUUGCCUUCUGAAGCUAAAGAACCAAAGUUGGAUGCUUUUAACAACAGCAUGAGUGAACUGAGAGCUACAGUUGGGAACUCCUACAAGUGCAAUAAGGAGGAGAAACUUUGGGUCACCGACCAGGUCUUUGUCAACUUAUUCAGUGUUCAGGUUCAGGCUUUCAAGAUUGAUGGAAACAAAUUUGGAACAGUGGAAGAAUGUCAACAGGAUGGAGAUAACAUGGUGAUCCCUAUAAUAGUUGGUGCUGCCCUUGCUGGACUUGUCCUGAUUGUCUUGAUUGCUUAUUUGAUUGGUAGAAAGAGAAGUCAUGCUGGAUAUCAAACAAUCUAAUGACUUUCACUUAAAUGAAUCCAGUGGUUAAUUAAAAAGCAGUUGCAAGAAGUGGAUAAAUUUCCCCUAAACUGAGAUUCCUUAUAAGGGAGCACAGUCUCGCAAAAUGCUUCUUGUUAAAUUGUGCUUUAUUAAAUGAUUCCAUCAUGCAGCAUUUAGCUACGCACAAAGGAAUAACUUCUCAAAUUCUGGUGUUUAAUUUUGCUAACUGGUUAAAUAUUUACCCACUUAGAAACAAGCUAAAGUUUUAAGAGUGCUUUUCUGAAUUGGCAUGAAUUUCAUGUCCGGUAGACCUAUUCCAGACUGGUGUGUAGUUAAUUCAUUCACUCACUUACCUUCAGAUUAAAGUCUAACAAAGGGAAGCUUUCACUCUUGGUUCUACUAGGAUCCUGUGAUGAAGUCAGUAAUUCUUCUGAUGGUGCAUUUAAAGUAAUGACUGACAAAUCUAUGUAAAAAAUUAAUCCCCCUUAUGUGUGUGUUACUAAGCAUUAAACCCAGCAUGCCAGGCAUAUGCAGGGUAUGAAACAUGCAAUAGUCAACCUUAUAGGAACUCAUUUACAAUUGGGCAAUUCCCUACUUGAUAUUUUUGAUGCUCUGCCAGUUUGUUCAGAGCUGGAACUUUUUUAAAUACAAAAUGGAUGUUUACUUUUUUUUGUAAAGUGAAUUUCAGUCUUUUCUGCAGCUAUGUACAAGAUGAAUUUAAUCUGAGUUUCUUGCUUUAAACUUGGUUGGGGUUGUACACUUUAAGGAUCAGUUAUGUAUGCAUUGCCUAUAACAAUGCUAAUAAAGACUUUUUUCUGUA
This is a messenger RNA of Pelodiscus sinensis (Chinese soft-shelled turtle), 2029 nucleotides long. Lineage: Eukaryota; Metazoa; Chordata; Testudines; Trionychidae. The record is from RefSeq and is a predicted model, not a curated record.